Molecule: messenger RNA, 1179 nt
Organism: Diversispora eburnea
Lineage: Eukaryota; Fungi; Glomeromycota; Glomeromycetes; Diversisporales; Diversisporaceae
Source: the annotation of a GenBank genome assembly
AUGUUUGAUAUUUUUCAAGAAUGUCGUCGUCUUAUAAGUUUAGUUGAACACUUAACUGAACAACGUAAAGAAGUUAUUGAAGUAAUGCGAACAGUAAAUACUACUGUAAACGAAUUAAUCCUUUCUUUACAAACUAAUAAUCCUCCUAAACCUGAAAUUAAUAAUGGUCGUCUUAGAAUAGAACAAUCCAAAAUUACCGAUAUAUUAGAAGAUCAAAAACAACUUCGUAAAUCUUUUAAUGAUCAUACUCGAUCUUCAUCUUUAACGAUUACAGUUGACGAUAAUAAUAAUAUUUCAUCAUCAAGAAGAAAAAGUUUUGAAAGUAGUAUAACGAAUUCUACUACAAAUGCUAUUGAUACUACUAAAACUAUUGCUACUCAUAAUAAUAAUACAAAAAGUGAGAAUGAAACAUAUACAGAUUUAUUAAAACGUCAAGAUCGUGAAUUAAAUAAAUUAAAACAAAAAUUCGAUACGUUAUUAGAAUUAUAUCAAUUAGAUACAUCUUCGAAAUCUGAUUCUAAAACCACUAAAAUGAGAUUAAGUUGCGCAUUACAAGCUUUCAUUAUAACGAGAUUAAAUGAACAAUUAGAAGGUUAUUUCUCUAAUUCAUCCUCGAAUAUCACUUUAACUACAACUUCAUCAAUAACAUCAUCAAAAUUACCUUCAUCAAUAAUUUCAACAACAUCAAUACCUUCAACAACAGAUUCAAUUUCAUCACCCACUUCAACAAUAACAUCAAUGGAUUUGAAUAAUAAUAAACUUAUGAAAGAUUAUGAUGAUGAUAAUUUAGAAUUAGAUAUCGUUGAUACCACUGAUAAAUUAUUAUUGUUAUUAAAGAAAUUUAUACAAGUAAGAACGAAUAAUGAAGAAUCAAUUAGAAAUGUACCUAAAGAAAUUAAAAGGAUAAUAUAUGAAAUGUUAAGUGAAUAUGCGUUCUCUAAAAAUCCCUCUAAAAAUAAUUUAUCAUCACUUACCCAACAACUGAUAAACUUUUUAGAUCAAUAUCGAACAAUUCAUCAACCACCAGAAAAAAUAUUCAAAAUAGAAAAUAAUGCAAAAAGGAUUAUCGAAGAAUUUAUUUCAAUUAUGUGGUUUAAAUUAAAAUCAUUAGAUCCUAUACCUCAAAUUCGUUAUUACCCUAAAGGAUCCGGUGUUGAUGUCAUCCUUGGUGUUAACUAG